GACUCCAUUUCAGAUUUCAUGGCUUCGAGCCAUAGAUCGGAUUCGGGGCAUGUAAUUGCCUCGAGGUAGGUCUCUGGUUCGCCUUGAUCUACCAACAAGACGUCACCUUCAUCAGACAUGAGAAAUCCAUAUCUGACCGGAGGAUUACGUAUCCGGUCUGACCUACGUGAUGGCAUCGAAUAACACGUACAGUCAUUCCAUUAACCUGCGCUAUAUCCUCGAGCGCCAAAAACUCUCCGGGGAAAACUUUCUUGACUCGGAGAAGAACCUCCGAAUCGUUCUUGACCGUGAGAGGAAACUUUACAUCCUUGAAACGGAUCCUCCCAAGACCCCUAAGGCAAAUGCUCGUGCGUCCGAACUCACUUCCUUCAAGAAGUAUGAGGACGACAUGCGGGAUGUUAAGUGUAUCAUUAUGGCAACCGCGCACACACUCAAUCGCACACCAUCUAAGGCUGUUGAGAGCACACCAUACGAGCUAUGGCGUGGGACAAAACCAAAUUUGUCGUACUUGAGGAUUUGGGGUUGUGAUGUUUACGUUAGACGCCUCAUGAUGUCUGGUAAGCUAGAUUCCAAAUCUGACAGGUGUAAAUUUGUGGGAUACCCUAAGGAAACGAAAGGGUAUGAGUUCUAUCAUCCCACCGAUAACAAAAUAUUUGUUGCUUGGAACGCAACCUUCCUUGAGAAGGAGUUUCUCUCUGCUAUUUCUAGUGGGAGAAAGGUAGACCUCGAAGAAAUUCGAGAACCACAAGAAGAGAUCUCAAUAGCAGUAGAACCCGAGCGCCAAGAUUUAGUAUCUCAACCGGCUCAAGUUUUACCACGUAGGUCAGACCGGAUGCGUAAUCCUCCGGUUAGAUACGGCUUCCUUGUAUCUGAUGAAGGUGACGUCUUGCUGGUAGACCAAGGGGAACCUAAGACCUGCCUCGAGGCAAUCACGUGCCCCGAAUCCGAACAAUGGCUUAAUGCCAUGAAAUCCGAAAUGGAGUCUAUGCACACAAACCAAAACUUUGCCAUGAAGGACUUGGGGAAUGCUAGUUAUGCCCUUGGCAUAAGAAUCUACCGUGAUAGGUCAAUAAAGUUGAUAGGUCUAUGUCAAAUAGAUACCAGGGGAAUCCAGGUGAAGCACACUGGACAGCGGUCAAGAAACAUUCUAAAGUAUCUUCGGAAUACUAAGGAUGCAUUCCUGGUAUAUGGAGAUGAGGAAGAGCUGAAAGUGAUCGGUUACACUGAUGCAAGCUUCCAAACCGAUCGAGACGAUUACAAGUCACAAGCAGGGUAUGUGUUUUGCCUGAAUGGCGGAGCUUUUAGCUGGAAGAGUUCUAAACAGGACACAACCGCCGAUUCAACUACAGAGGCUGAGUACAUGGCUCCUGCUGAAGCAGCAAAGGAAGGUGUUUGGAUAAAGAAGUUCAUUUCUGAACAUGGAGUGGUUCCUAGCAUUAAUGACCCAAUCCCGUUGUUUUGCAACAACACUGGGGCCAUUGCACAGGCAAAGGAACCAUGAUCUCACCAAAAGACCAAGCACAUUGUACGACGUUAUCACAUCAUACGAGAAAUCGUAGACAGAGGUCCAGUAUCUAAAUAUGGCCACCUAAUUAAAUUUUAUAAUGGGAUAAAUUUUUGUCUCCAAAAUUUAUUGACUAAUCUAAAAAAACAAUAACGGUAAAAAAGACUAAACUAGUAACUUCGUAAGCCGGCUCCGAUACCACUGUUGGGAAACGAGGCUUGGAUAAUGCAGCGGAAAACAAAAAUUUAUAGUCCAAAACUCGAUUCCACCCAAGAACAACUUACGUAAAUUAGUAGCUAUAGUAAGAAAUUUACCUUAACGGUGAAAAACGAAGAACGAAGAAACGGUCGGGGAUGGUUUUGAGGAGAUGAACGUAGCGCCAAACGUAUGAAGCCUCCAACGUAUCCACAUGAACGUAGCAACGACGGUGGAUCCGGUAGGGGAAGGCGACGGUGGACAGCGGGUGCAAUUUGGGGUGCUCCUUUCUUUCCCCCUCUUUUUUUUACUAAGAUUCCAAACCCAAAGAGCGAUGGGUGAUGAAGAUCCAGAACUGCCAUGUAUUGGGCGGAGAUAUAUAUUGUAACGAAAAUAUAGCAAGAAUAAAGGGCUGUUUACACUUCAGUCUCUCUUCUUCUCUUGCCCCUUUUUUUGGGCAAUUUUUUUUAGUCCAUGCUAGAAGUUGGGCCGCCACCAACAGUCAUCCAAGGGUGACAGUCUACAGCAUCAACAGCGGUCUUGGUGGCCUAGGGAUUUCAGCAGCAGCUUCGUGCAUCGUCGGUGAUGUCGGCAGACCCAACCUGUGGCGACGACGGAUAUUCCCAGCACCGUCGACGAUGAAGAUGACAAAUCGUCUAAGCUUCCCCUUCAAAUGAUGUAAAAUUUUGUGGUCAUCCAUGAGUAAUAUUUCGGUUUCACGGGUGGCGCCAAAAUGAUGGUGUAAAUUAUCGACCGGUAUAUCAUUUUUAGCCCGGCUAAAACGAUUAACUAGUCUAAAAAAUACACCAAAAUAUAAACAUGAGGAUUUUUAUGCGGGAGAAAACCACGGGCUUUUUUUGGCGAUACCUUGCCAACGAGGAAUUUUUAUUAAUAUCGGGGGUGUGUACACGGUACAUGAUUUAGGCUAGAAGCCAUUAAUGAAGCAUUUGAGCUCUU
Messenger RNA from Cuscuta campestris, 2656 nucleotides. Lineage: Eukaryota; Viridiplantae; Streptophyta; Magnoliopsida; Solanales; Convolvulaceae. The record is from the annotation of a GenBank genome assembly.